AUGGGGCCCCUUGAGGGGGACGGGCUGCUGCUGAGGGAGCGCCUGGCCGCGCUGGGCCUCGACGACCCCAGCCCCACGGAGCCCGGUCCCCCGGCGCUCCGGACCGCGGCGGCGGCGACGGCGAAGCAGGGCCAGGCCCGGCGUGCGGCGGGGCUGUCCCCGGAGGAGCGGCCCGCAGCCCCCGAGGCGGCCGAACCGGAGCUGGAGGAGGACGACGAGGAGGGGGAGGAUGCGGAUCUGGACGGAGACCUGCUGGAGGAGGAGGAGCUGGAGGAGGCCGAGGAGGAGGACCGGCCGUCGCUGCUGCUGCUGUCGCCGCCCGCGGCCGCAGCCUCCCAGACCCAGCCGAUCCCAGGCGGGCCUCUGGGGUCGGUGCUGCUGCCGGCCGCCGGCUUCGAUGCCCGGGAGGCCGCGGCGGCGGCGGCGGCGGCGGGCGUGCUCUACGGCGGGGACGAUGCCCAGGGCAUGAUGGCGGCGAUGCUGUCCCACGCCUACGGCCCCGGCGGCGGGGCGGCAGCAGCAGCCCUGAACGGAGAGCAGGCGGCCCUGCUGCGGAGGAAGAGCGUCAACACCACCGAGUGUGUCCCGGUGCCCAGCUCCGAGCACGUCGCCGAGAUUGUCGGCCGCCAGGGUUGUAAAAUUAAAGCACUGAGAGCCAAGACGAACACUUACAUCAAGACACCUGUUCGUGGUGAAGAACCCAUUUUUGUUGUCACUGGACGGAAAGAAGACGUUGCCAUGGCCAAAAGAGAAAUACUCUCCGCUGCUGAGCACUUCUCCAUGAUUCGUGCAUCUCGAAACAAAAAUGGCCCUGCCCUAGGAGGAUUGUCAUGUAGUCCUAAUCUUCCUGGUCAAACCACCGUCCAAGUCAGGGUACCCUAUCGUGUGGUAGGAUUAGUGGUUGGACCCAAAGGAGCAACAAUUAAAAGAAUUCAACAGCAGACCCACACAUACAUAGUAACUCCAAGCAGAGAUAAGGAGCCUGUUUUUGAAGUGACCGGAAUGCCUGAGAAUGUUGACCGAGCAAGGGAAGAAAUAGAAAUGCAUAUUGCCAUGCGUACAGGAAACUACAUAGAGCUCAAUGAAGAGAAUGAUUUCCAUUACAAUGGUACUGAUGUAAGCUUUGAAGGUGGCACUCUUGGCUCUGCGUGGCUCUCCUCUAAUCCAAUUCCUCCUAGCCGUGCAAGGAUGAUAUCCAAUUAUCGAAAUGAUAGUUCCAGUUCUCUAGGAAGUGGCUCCACAGAUUCUUACUUUGGAAGCAAUAGGCUGGCUGACUUUAGUCCAACAAGCCCCUUUAGCACAGGAAACUUUUGGUUUGGAGAUACCCUACCGUCUGUGGGCUCAGAAGAUCUUGCAGUUGACUCUCCUGCCUUUGACUCUUUACCAACAUCUGCUCAAACUAUCUGGACUCCAUUUGAACCAGUUAACCCACUCUCUGGCUUUGGGAGUGAUCCUUCUGGUAACAUGAAGACUCAGCGUAGAGGAAGUCAGCCAUCUACUCCUCGUCUGUCUCCUACAUUUCCUGAGAGCAUAGAACACCCACUUGCUCGGAGGGUUAGGAGUGACCCACCUGGCACAGGCAACCAUGUUGGCCUUCCAAUAUACAUCCCUGCUUUUUCUAAUGGUACCAAUAGUUACUCCUCUUCCAACGGUGGUUCCACCUCUAGCUCACCUCCAGAAUCAAGAAGAAAGCAUGACUGUGUGAUAUGCUUUGAGAAUGAAGUUAUUGCUGCCCUAGUUCCAUGUGGCCACAACCUCUUCUGCAUGGAAUGUGCCAACAAGAUCUGUGAAAAGAGAACACCAUCAUGUCCAGUUUGCCAGACAGCUGUUACUCAGGCAAUCCAAAUUCACUCUUAA
This is a messenger RNA of Heterocephalus glaber (naked mole-rat), 1857 nucleotides long. The record is from RefSeq and is a predicted model, not a curated record. NCBI's taxonomy places the organism in Eukaryota, Metazoa, Chordata, Mammalia, Rodentia, Bathyergidae.